UUUCAAUCGCCGGAAUAGGUCGCCUUGCCGCACGUAUCGAUUGAAUUGAAGUGAGUGUGUAAGUUGUGUGUUUAGGCAGAACUUUUGCAAACUCCAGCUUCCGUUCAUCGUAAAACAGAGAAAUGUUCCGCUUGCCAACAGUGUUGCGUGUUGCCGCCGCCCGGCAGGUCGCCGCUAGCCGCGGCUACGCCAAGGAUGUUCGCUUCGGGGCGGAAGUGCGUGCCCUUAUGCUGCAGGGUGUGGAUGUGCUCGCCGAUGCCGUCGCCGUUACCAUGGGACCGAAGGGUCGCAAUGUCAUCUUGGAACAAAGCUGGGGCUCCCCAAAGAUCACCAAGGAUGGCGUGACGGUUGCCAAGGGUAUUGAGCUGAAGGAUAAGUUCCAGAACAUCGGCGCCAAACUGGUGCAGGACGUGGCGAACAACACGAACGAGGAGGCAGGCGAUGGAACUACCACCGCCACCGUUCUGGCCCGAGCAAUCGCCAAGGAGGGCUUCGAGAAGAUUUCGAAGGGUGCCAACCCUAUUGAGAUCCGCCGGGGUGUGAUGCUGGCAGUCGACACUGUCAAGGAUCACCUGAAGACGAUGUCCCGCAAGGUCAACACGCCGGAAGAGAUUGCCCAGGUGGCAACGAUCUCGGCCAACGGUGAUCGCGCGAUCGGAGAUCUCAUCAGCGAAGCGAUGAAGCGCGUCGGCAAGGAGGGUGUGAUCACGGUCAAGGAUGGCAAGACGCUGAACGACGAGCUGGAGGUGAUCGAGGGAAUGAAGUUUGACCGGGGAUACAUUUCGCCGUACUUCAUCAACUCGAGCAAGGGAGCGAAAGUAGAGUUCCAGGAUGCGCUCGUGCUGUUCUCCGAGAAGAAGAUUUCGACCGUGCAGUCGAUCAUUCCGGCGCUCGAGAUGGCCAACCAGCAGCGCAAACCGCUCGUCAUCAUCGCGGAAGAUGUGGACGGUGAGGCACUGAGCACGCUGGUCGUGAACCGUCUCAAGAUCGGGCUGCAGGUGGCCGCCGUGAAGGCACCCGGAUUCGGUGACAAUCGCAAAUCUACCCUAUCCGAUAUGGCCAUCAGCACCGGUGGCAUUGUGUUCGGUGACGAUGCGAACCUGGUGAAGCUGGAGGAUGUGCAGCUGUCCGAUCUGGGACAGGUCGGUGAAAUUACCAUCACCAAGGACGAUUGCCUGCUGCUGAAGGGCCGUGGCAAGCAGGAGGAUGUGAACCGUCGCGCGGAACAGAUCCGUGAUCAGAUCGCCGAAACGACGUCCGAAUACGAGAAGGAGAAACUGCAGGAGCGUCUGGCUCGGCUCUCGUCCGGAGUGGCCGUGCUGAAGGUGGGCGGUUCGAGCGAGGUUGAGGUGAACGAGAAGAAGGACCGCGUGAACGAUGCGCUCUGUGCGACGCGUGCUGCCGUCGAGGAGGGAAUCGUGCCCGGUGGUGGUACCGCACUCAUCCGUUGUGACUCCGCCCUGGCAAACCUGAAGGGUGCCAAUGCGGAUCAGACCACCGGUAUCGAGAUCGUGCGCAAGGCUCUACGUAUGCCCUGCACGCAGAUUGCCAAGAACGCCGGCGUCGAUGGGUCGGUGGUUGUCGCGAAGGUUGAGAUGCUUGAGGGAGACCACGGUUAUGACGCAAUGAACAACGAGUACGUCAACAUGAUUGAGAAGGGUAUCAUCGACCCGACCAAGGUCGUCCGGACGGCGCUGUCCGAUGCGGCCGGUGUGGCUUCCCUGCUGACCACCGCUGAGGCGGUCGUGACGGAGAUCCCCAAGGAGGAACCGGCUGGUCCGAUGGGCGGUAUGGGUGGUAUGGGUGGAAUGGGAGGAAUGGGUGGUAUGGGUGGAAUGAUGUAAGCACCUAUGCGCCGCUUCCCGAUUGCCAAUCGUUUAAGUUCUUAGCUGCUUUUGAUGCUCCUUUUGGAAGAUUGCAAGGGCGUUUCUGGUCCGAUGAAUAAGUCCUAGCAAACUCAACCAACCGGAUCAGGAACACACGGCUCACUCUCUCUUCCCUAAGGACCUUCAGAGCUCGGCGGCUGAAUUCAAUGCAUUUAUUAUUUCAUGAAGCAUUUUCCAACAGCAAACACACAAAACUCCGGCGUUAAAGCAAUGGAGUUGAAGCACUCCACAACUUUUGAAGUUGCAGGCAGCGAAAAUUAUAUCUUACUAUAACUUGUUUUAAAUUAAAACGCCAUCGUGUGGUCAUAAGUCGAACGGUCGAACGAACAAUCUUAGAACGAUAAGAACGCAAUGAAGAAUCAAAGGCGGUAGAUUUCCAUCGUUAAUGGACAGCAACAUAGCAAAACAGUUAGUCAGUAAUCCAAAUGUAGCUAAGCGCUAAGAAAAAAGCAAACAAUACGACAACCAAGGGGAGAUGUCACCAGUUUGUCCUAUAAGCCGCCAUCCGGGUGCGGUCUUUAGUUGUUAAGAGAGAUGAUUAUAUCAUAACCACCAGCUCCUUCGAAUCCGUAGUUGAACUAAUGGUAGUAGUUUGUUGCGUGCAGGAAAACGUGUUAAAAAGGGCUGGCGUUUUAGAAUGUAGGCAUGAUUGUGCGAGUUGUUUGAGUAGUCGGAUAGGACGGUAUGCGUUUGAAGCAGGCAGUAGAUGAUUAGUAGAGAUGUAGAGAUUGUCUUAUCUUUUCUUUCGUCUUCAAUGUUUUGGUUUGUAUAAGGGCAUUCUUUAGUUUAUUUCUCACAUAUUGUGAAGAAGGUUACAGCUGCCUACAAGUAUGGGCUGCGCACAAGUUUCAUUUAAUAUGCAUUUUUCUCCUCAGUACAGUUUCAGUAAGGAUUAAGCUAAGGGGUCCUCUAUCUUGACAAAAGUAACAUACACGACAUUUAUCCUGACGCUGGACGGCGUGUUCCUCGGAGAAAGAUCCUCACAGAUAUGCUUGAAUUUCAAGGCGAAGGGCAAGAGACAUCACCAUUCAGACAUGAAACGAGCGUAUUGCCCAUUAAUCUGUAAAAAGAAAGCAAAAUCAUUUAGAUCAGUAAGGCUCGUUGAAGUCUUAUAACAACCCGAUGGAAGAAAGUAACAAAGACAAAACAAAACCAUUAAAUCUGUAUUGUUGUAAAUCUUUAAUUAGCAAAUCGUCCGGGUUUCCGUGCCCAACACAAUGGUCUGGGAAAGAUGAUUCGAUUGUUGUAAUUAUUUGUUUCGGAAGUUUUUCGCCUGAUCUGUUGGUGCUUGAGUGACCUGGGGCAAAUGCUUCCCUGCGCAGUCUAAUCUUAUAGCAACAGGGAAUGAUACCACGGAAUAAACAAAGAUUUUCGUA
Molecule: messenger RNA, 3262 nt
Organism: Anopheles coustani
Lineage: Eukaryota; Metazoa; Arthropoda; Insecta; Diptera; Culicidae
Product: heat shock protein 60A-like
Exons: 3
Coding region: 123-1844 (573 amino acids)
Biological process (GO): protein refolding; protein import into mitochondrial intermembrane space; mitochondrial unfolded protein response
Cellular component (GO): mitochondrial inner membrane; mitochondrial matrix
Molecular function (GO): protein-folding chaperone binding; ATP binding; ATP-dependent protein folding chaperone
Source: RefSeq, a predicted model, not a curated record